GUCGUCACGUUGAAUGAAAACGCGAAAGGUGUGUGCUCAUCGGCUGACUCAAAUCAGCUCAAAGUGCCAAAGAAAGUUGAAUAAAAUACGGUACCUUUUACAAAGUCUCCAUUUAGUUCACAACAUAUUCUGAUCAAAGCAACGUGUAUGGUCUUUAUUCUUAUCGUUUCAUGAAGAGUAACAAGUGACGAAAAUAAAAAUGUCCGAUCACUUUGGGACUAUUACCUUAAAAUGGGAUCCCAAAAACUUGGAGAUCCGCACCAUGUCAGUGGAGAAAACCCUGGAGCCACUUGUGCUGCAAGUGACAACGCUGGUCAAUACAAAAGGACCCAGUAAGAAAAAGAAAGGCAAAUCAAAGAGAGCUAGUGCUCUUGUUGCAGCUGUAGAGAAAGCCACUGCAAAUUUCAUCGAGAAAGGAGAACAAAUUGCUUAUGAGAAUCCUGAUAUCACAGCUGAGAUGCUUAGUGCAGUUGAUGAAGUGAGAAAGACAGGCUCUGCUAUGAGUAUUGCAGCUAGAGAAUUCUCAGAGGAUCCAUGCUCAUCUCUUAAAAGAGGAGCAAUGGUUCGUGCAGCCCGAAAUCUCCUUUCAGCUGUCACUAGACUGCUUAUCUUAGCAGACAUGGUUGAUGUUCAUUUGUUGCUGAAAUCUUUGCAUGUUGUUGAGGAUGAUUUGAAGAAACUGAAAAAUGCUUCCUCACAAGGAGAAUUAUUGGAAAAUAUUAAGCAAUUUGGUAGAAAUGCCUCAGAGCUCAUGAAUCAGGCAGCUAAACGUCAGCAAGAGUUGAAAGAUCCUCAACUACGUGAUGACUUAGCAGCUGCACGUGCUGUCCUGAAAAAACAUUCAACCAUGCUGCUGACUGCUUCUAAAGUCUAUGUUCGGCAUCCUGAAUUGGCUGCUGCCAAAGCUAAUCGCGAUUAUGUAUUGAAACAGGUCUGUGAAGCGGUGAACACGAUAAACGACGUUGCUCAAGGCAAAACACCAUCGGAGAGUCAACAUCCAUACGACGGUCCUGGAGAAUUAGCUGCAGCUCUCGACGAUUUCGAUGCUCGUAUGAACAUGUCGCCUCUCGCUUACAACGAAGUUCGUACACGACCAAGCCUUGAGGAAAGACUUGAGAGUAUUAUUAGUGGAGCUGCUCUUAUGGCUGAUUCAUCAUGCACUAGGGAUGAAAGACGCGAAAGAAUUGUUGCCGAAUGCAAUGCCGUUAGACAAGCUCUUCAGGAUCUACUCAGCGAGUACAUGAAUAAUAUGGGUGUAUCGGAACAAUCGGAGGGUCUUGAACGUGCCAUUGACCACAUGUGCAGAAAGACGCGUGAUCUACGUCGUCAACUGCGUAAAGCUGUUGUUGAUCAUGUAUCCGACAGUUUUCUCGAGACCAGUGUACCUUUGUUAGUACUGAUCGAAGCUGCUCGUAAUGGCAGAGAUAAGGAAGUCGAAGAAUAUGCCCUCGUCUUCACCGAGCAUGCCAACAAAUUAGUCGAGGUUGCUAAUCUGGUCUGUAGUAUGUCGAAUAAUGAGGACGGCGUGAAGAUGGUGCGUUAUGCUGCCGCUCAAAUCGAAAACCUUUGCCCGCAAGUGAUCAACGCAGCUCGAGUGUUGGCAGCGCGCUCUCGCUCAAAAGUAGCACAAGAUAAUAUGGAGGUAUUCCGUCAAGCUUGGGAAAAUCAAGUUCGAGUGCUGACCGAAGCCGUGGACGAUAUUACCACAAUCGACGACUUCCUCGCUGUGUCUGAGAAUCACAUCCUCGAAGAUGUUAACAAGUGUGUCCUUGCUCUUCAAGAAGGUGACGCUGAUACAUUGGAUAGAACGGCUGGAGCAAUACGAGGUCGAUCAGCUAGGGUAUGCAACGUCGUUCAGGCAGAAAUGGACAAUUAUGAGCCGUGCAUCUACACCAAGAGAGUGCUCGAAGCUGUUAAGGUAUUAAGGGAACAAGUUAUGCCCAAGUUUGCUCAAAGAGUCGAAGUGGCAGUCGAUGCUUUGGGGAGCACUCCACCUAAGGAUGUUGAUGAAAAUGACUUCAUUGAUGCAUCUAGACUUGUGUACGAUGGCGUUCGGGAAAUUAGACGCGCUGUUCUAAUGAACAGGGCCGACGAAGACUUAGAUCCAGAAGAUGUGGAAUUAGACGAACAUUAUACUUUAGAAACUCGCAGCAAAUCAAGUGCUCAGACUGGUGAACAUGGAGUUGACGAGUAUCCAGAAAUAAGCGGUAUAACCACAGCUCGCGAAGCUAUGCGUAAAAUGACUGAAGAAGACAAGCAGAAAAUCUUGCAGCAAGUGGAACAUUUCAAGAGCGAGAAGCUUAAGUUCGAUCGAGAGGUAGCCAAAUGGGACGAUGCUGGCAAUGACAUUAUUGUACUUGCCAAGCAUAUGUGCAUGAUCAUGAUGGAAAUGACAGACUUCACUCGUGGCCGUGGUCCUUUGAAAACUACCAUGGAUGUUAUCAAUGCCGCCAAGAAAAUCUCCGAGUAUGGAACAAAACUUGACAAACUUACCAGGCAAAUAGCCGACCAAUGUCCAGAGAGCUCUACCAAGAAGGAUCUACUCGCUUAUUUGCAGAGAAUCGCUCUGUACUGUCAUCAGAUGAACAUCACCAGUAAGGUGAAAGCCGAUGUACAGAAUAUCAGCGGUGAACUGAUCGUCUCAGGACUCGAUAGCGCUACUUCACUUAUUCAAGCUGCGAAGAAUCUUAUGAAUGCUGUGGUGCUCACCGUCAAGGCUUCUUACGUUGCCAGCACUAAAUAUCCUAGGCAAUCCACUGUUACGUCCCCGAUUGUCGUAUGGAAGAUGAAAGCUCCAGAGAAGAAACCACUUGUGCGCCCCGAGCGACCGGAGGAAGUACGCGCCAAAGUUCGUAAAGGAUCGCAAAAGAAAAUACAAAAUCCCAUUCAUGCACUAUCAGAGUUUCAAAGUCCUACUGAAAGUGUUUAACCUUUAAAAAUCAUACUUUGAUAAAUUCCAAAACGGUCGUACCGGGGCAAAUUUUCCCUGAUGACUGAACAGUUCUCACGCGAAUAGUGCGCGCUUUGGACUGCUGAAAAAAUUCAUGUAUCAAUUUCAAGUAUUUCAGCACCUAUCUAAAUGAUUUUCAAUAGCCUCUUUUAUCAUAGUUAUUGUAAAAAAAUUACUAAAGAAAUUCAAAAUUCAAAAAUAAUAGAAAAUCAUAAAUUUUUUAAUUUUCAAUAUUUUUACGUAAAAAUUUAGGUACGUAUGUCUGAAAUAUUAACCUUUGAAGAAAAAUAUUUUUACGAUGUAUGUUUUAAAAAUACUAUUUAUUUUGAAGUAUAGUUAGAUUUUUAUAGAUAAAAUCGUCAUGCAAAUCGUUUGGAAAACCCGAUUCAUUAAGUCAUUUAGAAAAAAUAUUUACUUACUCAGUUUCAAAGCUUUUGCGAUUAAAAUAGGUAAAUAUUAUCGCCACACGAAGUUGAAAGAUCACACAGGUGGUCAUAUGAGCUCACUCUUUCAAGCAUCUACUUUAAAUGAACAAUAUGCACCGACUGACGCUAUCGAGUUAAUAGUAGACAGUUGUUGCGUUAGUGGAUAUCCUUAAUUAAAGAUGGUAUUACUUUGGCCAUUUUCAAAUGUUUCAAUAUCUAAAAUCGUAUUUUAAAGAAAACUGGGGACAAGUUGCCCCCGUAUGACCUUUAACGGUUAAACUUUUGCCAAUGGGGAAUAAUUUUAUUUUAUAUUUAAAAACCAUGAAUGUAGUAAAGUACUAAUAAUUGCACAAUCCAUCGAUGUUUCUUCUCAGAUUCGUGAGAUUUUAAUGCUGUACGCUGUCGGUUGUUUUUACAAUUAUGUACGCUAUACACAUUUUUAUCUUAGAUGAGAUUAGGACACGAACAAGAUACUUUUUACUUAUUCAUUCAUUUUCUGUGUACUUUCACUUGAGAGGUAUUUUACUAAAAAUAUCUCGAAACCUAUCUAUUUUUUUUCUUUAGUAUUUAUAUGAACUACGAUAAUUGUAAUUUUUAUCUAAAGUUUUGUAUAUCGGAAUGACUCGACUUGAAAACGCUUUCUUUGUAAUAUUUUCAUCUUUAGAAUGAACACUUCUAAACGAUACUGAUUACAAGCGUUUUGAAAACGACAAUAAUCCAAAUUCAUUGUCUGCUGUUGAAUACUGUAGACUCUAUAUUACAAGAUUGAAAGUAUUUCGAAAAAUAGCUAGUUAGUCGAGUAUUCGUUACAAAUGAAUUUGUAUCCAUCAAUCAUUACGAAACUACUGACAUUUUUCAAAACUUCCUAAGCCCGCGUCGAUAUUUUGUCAAGAGAUUGAUGUGAUUAUUAAAAUAUGGCUAACUUCAAUUUUGUACGUAUAUUAUUAUAAGCCUUUCAUAUUUUAAAAUGACGAAAUGUCUACUGCCCUUAGUAUAAGAAAGCAAGGUAGAGAAUGUAAGGCAGUAUUGGAUAAUUUUUUUCUUUGUACAACAAACUGCCAAUCGAGAGAAUAUUGAUCACUGAGCUGAUUGUAUAUACGUGGAUACAUAUUUCACACAUAAUUGAAUGUUCUUUUCGGAUAUCUUUUGACCUUUUUGUCAUGAGAUAAUGGACAGCAAAAUUCAUACGAGUAUUUAUAAGCAUCUUACAUACUCGCUGCAAUAUAUUUUUUAAUUACAGGGUUAAUUAUCUGAAUAAGUAGAUGAGAAAUAUUGUAUCAACUUACGAAUUAUUUCAUAUUAUCGAUAAUCUCGCACCAAAAUAGUUAAAAACGUGAAUUACUUUAUUUUUAUGUAGAAUCAGGAAGUAUUGAAAUAAUUAGUUAUUUAAUUUUUUUUCUCUUGAAGCACAUUAUAUAUUUUUUUAAAUUAUAAUUGGCAUGUUUGAACGAGAAGAUAUGUUUUCUGAAGCAUUUUUAUCGAGAUUUAUUUAUUAAUCAAGUCAUUGUAUUCUUUAGUCUUUUAUUUUAGGAAGAAAAUUUAAAUCUAUUAGUUAUCAUUUCAAGAAUUUAUCUAGAGUACUCAAUCUUUUAAUCUUUAUUUUUUAGGUUUAUUUUUGUAAGUCAACUCACUUUCUGCUGUAGUAAAUUAUGAAUGAAUCGAGAAUUUUAAAUAAUAAUGUGGUAAUCAUUUUGUAUGGCAUAUUAGUAUAAUAAAGUGAAUACAAAAUAUACUUGACGACGCAACCUGUAGAAUUUACGGAAUUUUAUAAUUAAAUUUUACAAUAAAAUCAUCACAAAUAUAUAGAGGAAAUAAUAAAAAAAAUUUGUAAUCAAUGUAAUUUUCCCUUCCUGUCUCAUUGACUGUCGGAAGUAGAGUUAUAAAAGUAGAUUUCGCAUAUCACAAUGACAUGUUAUAAGACAUGUUAUACAUCUUUAAAAAAUAAUUACCGUUUUAUUCUUUACUACUUGAAACAGUAUUGCUGAUGCGCCGUUAGGAUAAAAUGAUUUUGACUGUAUUGAAAAAAAAAAAUAAAUAAACAAAUGUGAUUAAAUGUAAAUGGAUUUUUCACAAUUGCAAAAGGAAAACAAGCAAUUAGAAAUAUACUGGAGUCAAGCAUUAUGUAUUUCAAAUUGUGCAUCAAUUGUGUGUAAUUCAUUUUUGCAAGAAGCAAUCAUGUGCAAAUUUUUUAAUAAAACCAAGAAAUAUUAUUCUUGUAACAUUUUAUGUGAGAUGGAAUUAUUUUGCGUAUGGAAGAGGAGAUUACUUGUUUAAGUAUAUAUUAUACUUGUUCUGAAUAUAUUUUGCAGUUUCAAUAAUAAACUCAUCUAUCACGAAUAGAUGCCAGAAACAGUGUAUAAUUCCCAACGGGAAAUUUGAAAAAAAAGUAUUACAGAUGACAAUGCAAGGUUUUAAAUGUGUUAUAUGUAUAAUCUGCUGUAAACUGCAUGCAUACACAUUGAGAAACGAUCAAUAA
Phymastichus coffea is the source of this 5851-nucleotide messenger RNA. RefSeq names its product catenin alpha (gene alpha-Cat). Bases 200 to 2929 code for a protein of 909 amino acids. Gene Ontology annotation, molecular function: cadherin binding; structural molecule activity; beta-catenin binding. The transcript has 8 exons. The record is from RefSeq and is a predicted model, not a curated record. NCBI's taxonomy places the organism in Eukaryota, Metazoa, Arthropoda, Insecta, Hymenoptera, Eulophidae. Gene Ontology annotation, cellular component: adherens junction; catenin complex; actin cytoskeleton. Gene Ontology annotation, biological process: cell migration; cell-cell adhesion.